CACCACACAAAAUAUCCGACGAAACAACCGAAAACUUGACRAACAAUAUUUUUUUCAAGAAUAGUAGUAACUCGUACCGUACUUCUCUCCUUCAUAGUAAUAGAAUACUGUCAAACAGAACUUGAGAUGCUUCUCAAGGUUUUGAUAGAACACGAGUUUUCCUUUCUAUAAUUGGAGAUAAUGACUACACAGAGUUCAGCUACAUCUCCGGAACCAAGGAAGCGACCCCGAGUGGAGGUAAUUGCAGACGCAAAUGAUACGCCCGUCGCUUCCGACACUGGAAGCCGAACAGAAGAAAAGCCUACCCCCKCGUAUGGAUCGAAGGAAUAUUGGGAAGAUAGAUACAAGAAGAAUUCUAUUGCGGACGAAACGGGAGGCGAAGAAGAUCCAGAACCGUAUCAUGCUUGGUACUUCAAGUUCGAUGAUUUAGCCCCUCUUCUCAUGCCAUUGAUUCUAGGUGGUGAUGUYGGUGAUGACAAUGACGACAACGAUGAAGUGAAUAAAAGUAAAACUGACGUUGACAUAGAAAAUAAAAAMACAAAGAAAGAAACCCACAAUAAUACUGAUGAUGAAAAAGGCGCCGAAAGCCGUGGUGGGAAUGACGCUGAUCUUUCGUCACAGCAAAUGAACGACGAACGACACCAAAAAAAAAAWUCACAUUUGGAACAUGCCAAGAAUAGUGACGAMAGYGGGGACGAAAGCGAUGAUUUUGAAGUGAUCGAAAUGGAAGAUUAUGAUGACGAUGAUGACGAAGAUCCCGUCGUUCGAGUCGGCCUCGCCAAGAAUGGCCCAAUCUCAAUUCUAGAAGUUGGCUGUGGGGACGCUCCACUUGGUCGAGAUCUUGCUUUGUCGAUUCAGGAGUAUGGAACUUCGAUUGAACAAGACUCCGCAUCAAUCGUUGAAAAAGUUGUUUGUUCAGAUUAUUCGAAAAAUGUAAUUGAAAUGAUGAAAGAAGAGCAACUAAAGGCUGAAUUAGAUCGCGACGCAAAAGAAAAGAGCGUACAAGUACAUUAUGAAGUGGCCGAUGCGCGGCAGUUAUCUUAUCCAGAUGGAAGCUUUGAAAUGAUCCUUGAGAAAGGAACACUAGAUGCCAUGCUAUCUGAUAGUGAGGGAGGCGGCCAAGAAAACUGUCGAAAMAUUGUUGCUGAAUGUGCAAGGGUACUGAAAGUUUCAGGCUAUAUCAUCAUUAUUUCGCAUUUGAAUGCACGGGUCGAGAGUGGUUUGCAGUGGUUGAAUAACGUCAUUGUUCCUGGGUUGAGGGCUGCAGGAGAUUUCCAUUGGCUCGUUGAGGUUCAUGGCAGCGAUGUUGAGGUCCCAUCGGACGAUGACGAUGAUGCAGCAGAAGAGAAGCCAAUCGAAUCUCCGGGACCUGCCGUCUACUUUAUUGAAAAAGUCGGAGCCACAUCGCCAGCAAAAAGUAGUGAUGGCAGUGAAGAAUCACUACCUACCAUACCACUGAAAUUCUUUUCGUACUAGCAUGAGAGAUCCAUUCCUAAUUAGAACACACCCAUGAGUUGCUUUGGGGUACCAACUUAAUACCGACAAAAAUUAAUAAAAUCCUUUUCCUCUA
Messenger RNA from Pseudo-nitzschia multistriata, 1570 nucleotides. Lineage: Eukaryota; Bacillariophyta; Bacillariophyceae; Bacillariales; Bacillariaceae. The record is from the annotation of a GenBank genome assembly.